Messenger RNA from Acanthosepion pharaonis, 492 nucleotides. Lineage: Eukaryota; Metazoa; Mollusca; Cephalopoda; Sepiida; Sepiidae. The record is from the annotation of a GenBank genome assembly.
AUGGAUAUUGCAGAUCUGUCUUUUCCGAGAAGAAUGGACGUCCAUUUAACGAUUUUUAUUGCUGUUAAUAUUUUUAUUCUUUCUUUCUAUCUAUCUAUCUAUCUAUCUCAGUCUGUUCAUAUCUAUCUAUCUAUCUAUCUAUCUAUCUCAGUCUGUUCAUAUCUAUCUAUCUAUCUAUCUAUCUAUCUAUCUUAUCUGUUCAUAUCUAUCUAUCUAUCUCAGUCUGUUCAUAUCUAUCUAUCUAUCUAUCUAUCUAUCUAUCUAUCUAUCUAUCUCAGUCUGUUCAUAUCUAUCUAUCUAUCUAUCUAUCUCAAAAUAUAUUGUCGUUCGUGUGUGCGUGUGUUCGCUCGCCCGGUUGUCUGCUCUCCUUGCCGCCCUGUACCACUCUACACGUCCUUAUCGUCGUCGCUGAAGUCAGUAGUCUUUCGGGGUAGAACGCUUUCCGCAUAUGCAUCCGAAGCGCCACCGCCGCCGUUCGCGACAAUUUUUUAA